Molecule: messenger RNA, 2131 nt
Organism: Hyposmocoma kahamanoa
Lineage: Eukaryota; Metazoa; Arthropoda; Insecta; Lepidoptera; Cosmopterigidae
Product: RAB6A-GEF complex partner protein 2
Exons: 6
Coding region: 81-1238 (385 amino acids)
Biological process (GO): retrograde transport, endosome to Golgi
Cellular component (GO): Golgi membrane; Ric1-Rgp1 guanyl-nucleotide exchange factor complex
Source: RefSeq, a predicted model, not a curated record
GUAUAUACUGCACACAUAUAAUUACUCAAUGACAAGUUGUAGAAUCAAUACGGAAGUAAAAUUUUGUUCAACAUUUCACCAUGAUCGAACUCACUGCAAAACUCACCACUGGCACGGUUUAUUUGGCUGGUGAGGCUCUAGAAUGCUGUAUUUCCUUCUGCCACACCACCCAGCCUGAACACAGAAAUUCUCAAAGCCAUAGUGAUAUUUUGGAAAAUCUAGCAUGGGCAUCAGCGCAAAUUCAUUGUUUCUUCUCCACGACGAAGAACUCUGGAGAAAAAACACCAACCAUAGAGAAAACAACAUCUUUGGAAGUGACUUCAUGUGAUAUAGGGGAUGUGAUGUUCCAUACUAAACCAAAGAUCUUGUUUUGUGACUUGACUAUUCCUCUUGGAGAGACGAAGACGUUCUGGUACAGAGAAUCGCUACCAAUAGAAGCGCCACCUUCCUACAGAGGGACUUCAGUGAAAUUUUCUUACAAAAUAACUAUAGCUACUCAGAAAGUAGGUUCACAUAUUAAAAUGGUCAGAAUACCAUUCAGAGUGCUACCUAUUAGUCCAAUAAUGAAUGUUCAAGAUCUGGCAGCAUUAUGUGGAAAUGAAACUACUGAGGAAUUGCAGCCGACUAAUCCUUUUUCCGAAGAAAGGAAGGUUGAAACUCCUUUGACAAUGGCUUUGCAAGUUUUGCAGAAUCUCACAGCUAGAAGGAGUCCAAACUCUUACUUGAUAACAAACUCAAGAGGCAAAGUAGGUCGAUUCUGCCUUUUCAAAUCAGCUUAUAAGUUAGGAGAAGAUAUUGUUGGUACUUUUGAUUUCUCUGUUGGUACUGUCACUUGUAUGCAGGUAUCGGUAUCUCUCCAACCAGAAGAAAUAAUAAAAUCAAAGUCUCCUAGCAAGACCGCUAAACAAGAUACCUGCAGUAGAUCUAUGACUGUGGCCAGAUACCACGAAGUUACACUUGGGCUUACUCAUUCACAGCUAAUUCUGCCUAUACCAUUACAUAUUACACCUGCUUUUGAAGUUGAUGAAGUUUCACUAAAAUGGCGCCUCCACUUUGAAUUUGUUACCACAAAUGAGAAAUUACUACCAAACCCUGAAGAAAACGAUUGGAAGGCUCCUCUCAAUGUGCCAAUUGAGACCAUGGUGUGGAACCUUCCUGUGAAGAUAUAUUCCACAUUGCCAAAACAAAUCACUCAGCAUGCUAUUGGUAAUGAUGCUUAUUCCAUGUAUAUUAAAUGAGACAUUAUGUUUUAAAAGGAUUCAAAAGACUGCAAAAGUAACUUAUUAACAUAAAUGUUUUUUUUUCGUCUGUACAGUACAUAAUGCUCAAUUUAAGUACUCCUACGCAAUCUAUCGUAUUCGUAAGCCACAUAAAUAGGUGCAUUUUUUCAUAAAUCACUUUAUUUUUAUCCAGGUAUAUUAUACUAAGAGCGCGUUCACAUUAUGUCGUAAACUUUUAUUUAUCGUUGGACGAUUGUCGCGUCUAGGCCGUUCCGACUAUAUGUCGUGAUAUGGAACGUUUUGUGUCGUGGACGAUUAUUUUCUUACUAGAUAGUGACGACAAUUUAUCGUUUCAAGGCAGCCGCCUUGUCGUUUGCACGACAGAAUCGUUUGAAGCUGCGAUUAUCUGUCGUCACAUUUUUAUCGUGACGUUUUAUUUAUCGUCUUAUGCCUGUCGUUGCUCUUUCCAAGCUCUUCCCAUUGUUACAACAGUGUGUCGUCGUAACUUCAAAAAAGUCGUGAACGACAUAGUGGGAACGCGCCCUAAGUAGUGAAAUUAUAAAGCAUGGAAAAGAAGGAGUAGAUAUCUUUAAUUACAAUAUCUCAAGAAUCGCAGGUUAUGUUCUAGUAGUUCUUUCAAUACAUGAGAGACUCAGUUCACCUGUAAAAGUUGUCAAUUUGGGCUAUUAUGAUUCUUUAACAAGGAGGGAUCGAAUUUUGAUUGGCUUGUUACUGUAUUUCCAUCAAGAUGUUUAUAGCAGAAAAUUUUGAAAUGGCUUCAAUUUUUAAAUUGGGAACAUUUUUAAAUGUUUAAUUGAAUUUGUGUACAAGGAACUUUAUAAAUUUAUUAUGGAAUUGAAACAGGAACAUGUUUCAGUCUCAUGAGACAAAGCAAUAUUAGCCUAAUUAAU